AUGACCGAAUUUAACGGAGGACAACUGUUUUUGCUUAAAGAUUUGAAAGUUGUUAGGAUGUCUGAAGAGAGAUUCAAACGGAGGAUUAUUCUACGAGCGUUCGCUAUUAAUUUUUUGGUUCUUAUUUAUUAUUAUGGGUUCACAGAACAAGUAAAACAAUAUAGAGAAAAGAAUUUAACUUCCGACUUCAUCUUGCCAUACAUCAAAAUCAGAUCAGAUUUAUUUAUUGCUCCAAAAUAUGGCAUAUUAUCAUGUGGAAUUCGAAAAUCCAUGUCACAACUUUUAAUUAAUAUCAUGUGUUUAUUACAUAAUGAAACAGAGUUUCAGAACCAGAAUAGAUCAUUAAAUGACACGUGGAUGUCUGAAAGAGUUUGUUCUCACAAAGAUACACAUUUCCACAUUCCUCAAAACAAUGUAGAAGGCAUUCCUAAUCUGACCAAAUUUGCAUUCAUUCGAGACCCAUUUGAUAGAUUCAUCUCAUUUUAUCUCCACAUAUGUAAAAAUGAUAACGGCUGUUGGAAUUGUGGUGAUGAUUUGAGAUGUGUAGUGAAAAAUGUAUACAAAAGCCUGAAAAGUUAUGAGAAGAAUCCAGAUGAAUCAACAUCAUCAUUGGUUGAUAGACAUGCUGCUCCCAUUUCUUGGAACUGUAACUUCCAAGAAACAUUAUCUCAAUAUCAUCUCAUUAAAAUUGGUGUUAAUUAUGACCAAAGACAGUCUGCAAUCAAUGAAUUAACGGAAAUAUUGAAAUCAAAUGGUGUUUCAGACGUUCUAAUUACCAAGAUCUCAAAUGAAUCAAUGUUCGGUGAAACAUUUCACGGAACACACAAGACGAGUGCUCGUAGGAAAGCGGAGAAACAAGUAGAAGAGGACACAAUUGUUCGAGAUUAUCUUCACAAAAUCUACUUUUUCGAUUAUCUUAUUUUCAAAUUCGAUACAUCGCAUUUAGAUAUGAAAUAUCAAAAACUGAUACAUAUGAUGCAAAAAUUCAAAUAUAAUCAUUCAGGAUUUAUUUGA
Caenorhabditis remanei is the source of this 1014-nucleotide messenger RNA. RefSeq lists its product as uncharacterized. Lineage: Eukaryota; Metazoa; Nematoda; Chromadorea; Rhabditida; Rhabditidae. The record is from RefSeq and is a predicted model, not a curated record. The transcript has 8 exons. Gene Ontology annotation, molecular function: chondroitin 4-sulfotransferase activity. Gene Ontology annotation, cellular component: membrane. Bases 1 to 1014 code for a protein of 337 amino acids. Gene Ontology annotation, biological process: positive regulation of response to oxidative stress.